This is a messenger RNA of Caenorhabditis auriculariae, 6483 nucleotides long. NCBI's taxonomy places the organism in Eukaryota, Metazoa, Nematoda, Chromadorea, Rhabditida, Rhabditidae. The record is from the annotation of a GenBank genome assembly.
AUGAAUAUUGACAAUGGAUUGUUCAGCGAGUCUGACGUUUACGUGGCCAUGUCGGAACGACGCGGCGUUGUGCACCGGGUAGUGGCCACCGACAAAGACAGCGGAAUGAACGGUCGCGUGAGAUUCGAGUUGGCAGAGAAGCACUCGAGUUUCUCCGUUGACGAGAAGACGGGAGAACUGUCCAUUGGACAAGCCUCCGUCUUCCCGCAAAACAUCACUAUCCGAGCCUACGACUAUGGCUCUCCUCCUAUGAGCUCGCAACAGAUAUUGAAUAUCCGGUAAGUCCGGAGAUUCUCAAAUCAGAAAUUAUUUUUCGUUUUCAGUGUUUUGAACGAAUCUCGACAGCGGUGGCAUCAUUUCGAUGAAGAGGAAUACGUCAUCGACGUGGACAUAAACACCCGGGAAGACGCCGUCGUGUAUUCUUUUGAUGGUUCGUCUCUAGUGCCGUACGAUGCUUUUUUCUCACUCAUGACGGAACUAGUCAGUUCCCUAGUGUUGAAAGAUUUGUUGUGUAUCUGAGGACAAUAAGAAAUUGCAAAAAACUGAAAAUAGAAGAAGAUUACGUUGAUUGAAAUUGUUCUGAAGUACGUUUCACGGAGAAUUGGUAGAAGUUUCUUCUUUUAAUUUUAUUUUUUUGGUUCGUUCAUUUUUGAAAAUUAUAUUAUCAGUUUGUAUCGUCACAAUUCUUGAUAAUUAACUUUAAUUUUUUUUUUCUUUCUCGCCAUUAAGUUUUUGAAUUGAUAUUCUGUUUUUCACGGCUUGAAAAGGUCUGCUAUCAUUUCAACUUUUGGCGAGCGCGUUAGACCAUUUAUUUUUCUAGGGACGCUUCCAUUGCGACUCGUACCUGAGAGCAGCGUUUUCCGCCUUCGCGGAGCCAACAUCGUCGUUUGUUCGAGCGCUUUGCAGCCGCAAGAGCACCGCUUCACGAUUGUCGCCGAGUCAGACAGAGGCGUCGUCGACUGGGCCCCGGUUUUUGUCCGGGUUCUGCGACCGGCGGCUCCUCCUCCCAGAAUUAGCUCAACGUCGUGUGGCACUGUUUCGGUCGAGGAAGGCAGGUCCGUAAACUCUGUAAAGCGAGUUUUUGCCGUUGACGCUGCGAAAAACGCUACGUACCGUAUACAAGGUACAGUUUUUUUUUAGCCCACGUUCCAAAAAAAUUUUCCAGGUGUUAAACCCGAUUUUUCGAUAAACUCAGCAAAUGGAGUAAUUUCUAUGAACGCGUUGGACAGAGAAAACUUACAAGAGCAUCUCCUAGUGGUCAUCGUCGAGGAUGGAGGCAAAAAUGUACUUCGAUAAAAAGAAUCAAACUAGUGAAGACUUUUUUGAGGACUCUUGCACAGUCAGGGUGGUGGUGACUGACAUCAACGACAAUGAACCUCAAUUUGCUGUUGAAACACCCCAAGAGCUACUUAUAAACAGCUCUCGGAAAGUUGAUGACGUCAUUUUCAGGUGAAUAGGGAACAAAAACUCAGGGCACAGAAAAGAAGAUGUUCAGUCUUCAUGGUUCACAAAGCUAUCCGAAUUUAAGGUUCCGCGCAUCAGACAUGGAUAUUGGAUCGAAUGGUAAAAUAACGUUUGAACUGAUAGAAGACCAAAGCAACGCGCUGGAUUUGAUCCCAGAAACUGGAGAUCUCGUUCUCAGACGGUAUGGCCAGCAUAACGACGUUGUCUGUAGCUCUGUUCUCAGUUUUCCCGCGGCUGGCAGCAAAGAAUGGAUGAUCCGUGUCCGCGUGGCAGACCAAGGAUCUCCACCAAUGGCUUCGGAACGAUUUAUUCGCAUGAAGAAUGAUCUCGCAGCCGAGGAAACGUUGCCCAAACCGGCCUUCCUGCGACAGUCUUACAUUUCUUCGGUUGAUGAGGGACUUCCACGAGGACAGCUCGUCGCCAAGGCAAAUCGAGCAGUCCUGGGCUUUUCCAACCUUCUUUCAGGUGGCUACUAACUUUGGCGACUCACCUGUCACCUACAGCAUUGUCGAGGGAAACCUGGACUCGGCCUUUUCCGUUGGCUUGGACGGCGUCAUCCGAACUGCUCAGGUUACCAUCUUCAAAGAUAUUCUUUACUUUGAACCUUAGGAACUGGACCGAGAAAUCGUGGAGCGAUAUCAUCUCAAGCUGAUCGGUACUGGACAAUGGGCCGGCCAGAUUGAAACACAAGUCGUCGUCAGAGGUAAUUGAAGGUUUUUAAAUUCCAAAAAAAACGCUUAAAUCCGGUUGGAAACUCCUUUUUUUGAAAUUUUUUCGCGAGAUGUUAUUAAUGCACACAAUGCGGCGUUUUUCAUAAUCAAAAAUUUCCCAAUGAGAGUUUAGUUAACAACGUCAAUGACAACCCUCCGUCGUUCCCAGCCCCACGACAGAAAAAAGUCAGCGAAGGUAUGACUGAUGAGGAAACGAAAAAACAAAAUGCCUCUAAGCGCUUCCUGUCGGAUCCUACGUUUUCACUGUUGUGGCGAAUGACGUCGAUGGCUUGCGACCUCUAGAGUACUCCUUAACGAAUAAAAGAGAUCUCUUUCACAUCGACAGGUAAACUUGCUUUCUGCUCGUAGAAAAAGGCCUUUUUCAAUAAUUUUUUGAGAGAUUGAUUUCAGGUUCACUGGAGUUGUUCACUUGCAGUCGCCAUUGGACUACGAACUAGAAAAGGAACAUGUCAUCCGCGUCAACGUCACUGACGGCUUAUUCAGUGCAACCACCACGACUACUGUAGUAGUCCUCGACGCCAACGACAACGCUCCCGUCUUUGCGAAAACUUUCUACGACAUUCAGGUACCACCAUACAUCGGCUGGAUACCACCCCAGCCUUUUGUACGCGAAAAAAAAAAUUUGAAAGUAGGUCGCAGUUUGCAGAGGGCAGGCUGCGCCCCGUGUUGCCUUUUAGCCGCUUAUGAUUGCCAUGCGGCCAACCUUCAUUUUGAAGAUUAAACAUGAAGGGUCAAACCUAUCCGAAUGAAUUUUCUCUAAAAUUUUACUAAUCUUUUGAAAUUUUAAAAAUUUCGUCGAAAUCUAAUCUCAAAACGUUAGAGGUUAUAAUCGUUUUGGUCAAAUUUGUUUUUUGAAGGUUUUGUCACAAAUCUGAAAAAGAUGGUCUUUUUUUCUUUUUUUAAAAACGGAAAGUUUCAUAUGUCAAGAAUUGAGACUAUUCAUUUUAAGACGGAGCCGUUAAUUUCUUUGGAUACUCCUAUCGCACGGAUCCAGGCACACGAUGUGGAUGACGGUCAGAAUGCUCAAUUAGUCUACUUUCUGGCCGACGAUGAGAAACGCUUCAAAAUAGCUCCUGACAAUGGUUGAAAACACGUCCAUUCUUGGAAACCAUUUGCUGAGUUUAGGAACGCUGUACUUCACUCAUUUCCCUGCGCGCAACUCAACGUUUUUGAUAACUGCAGUCGCCAAAGAUCGUGGUAGCCCCCCACUGACGUCAUCUGUAGCCGUAAGAGUUACGGUAGAGAAUGCCACGAAGCAAAAACGACCAGUAUUUUCUAAGCCUGAAUAUGAGUUUGUGGAUCCCAUUUUUCCGAGUGUUUAGCCAAAAAAUUUUAGAUUUGAUGUUCCCGAAAACGUAACAGUUUCAACAGUAAUUGGCAACAUUUCCAAUGAAUUCGAUUUCCUGACUUACCGAGUGGUGGACGUCGAAGCGUCGAAGUUCUUCUUCGUGGACAGAUUGGGGCGGGUGUCGGUGCAGCAAAAUUUGGACCGCGAAUCUCGAGAUAGUUUCACCUUUUUGGUAGGAAUUCGGUAAUUGACGAUCUCAAUUCGAGGUUCUCAGGUCGAAGUAGACUCCGAAACGGCGACAGAAGGCAGAGGCGCUUCGACGGCUAGGGUAGUCGUCCGCAUAAAAGACGUCAACGACAACUCGCCGGUUUUUGGAGUUGCUCCAAUAGUUUUUCUUCGAGACGGCCUACAGAGGGGUGACGUAAUCGCUCAGUAAGCUGUCCCUGUAGGUUUUUUUAUCCGUGGGAAACUCAGACUCAGCGCUAGUGACGAGGAUUUUGGAGAAAACGGACGCGUCAGCUAUCGGAUUUUCGCAGGAAAUGACUAUGGCGUGGUCUCUCUGAACUCAGAGAGUGGCGCUUUGCUCUUUAACGAAUGGAACGACGGCCAGCUCUUUGACUACCCUGACGGUUCCUGGUCUCUUCUCGUUGAAGCCCACGACCACGGAAAGCCAUCGAGGUUUCCUUUCAAAGCCAGAGGAAAAGAGCUCGUGUUUUUUUUCUGGGUUCUUCCACAUAGGAAUCAAAAAGUUCAAUAAUGAAGGCUUCUUCAGAGAAGUUGUCUAUCAAAGUGAUUUUGAAACUCAAAAUCAACGGUUCUUCAAAGUUUGAAUGUAAUUUUCUGAAUAUGCCCCUAUCAGAGUUUUCUCUUGUAUGUGCGUAUUAUUUGUAGAUGGAGCACUUUGACGAUCCCUGUGACUUUGAAGUUGACGUCUUGGAGCGGCACGGCCCCUUUCUUUGUCCUGCCUUCCUACGAUUCACAUGUCUUGGAAGACACGCCCUUGAACAGCGUCAUUGCUCAUGUUAAAGCGAGUAAUAGAUAUGGGUUGCCUAACCGAAACCUAAUCUACUCGAUCAAAGACAACACUGACGAAGUAAACAGAACUGUUUUGGUGUGGGAACUGGGGAACAGUUGCAGAAGUUCGGAAUAGACUCCUCGACGGGAGAGAUGCGGCUCAAGUCUUCCCUCGACUGGGAGUCAGCCUCCUUCUAUAGUAUGUUCGUGUCCGUUUCUGACAGCCAUGGCAGGUCGGCGGUCGUUCCUCUGAAAAUUUUCGUGGAGCCAGUGGACGAGUACGCCCCUGUCUUCAUCAGCAACGCCUACAGAUUUAAAGUUUUCAGUGUUAAUAUUGAUUUUUUUUUUUCAUUCGACGAUGUAUCAGGUGCCCAUAACAAGAGAGAUAGGAGACGCUAUCGGAGAAGUUCAAGCGGUUGACGAGGACGGUGGGAAACAUGGGAUAGUCAGUUACCGAAUCGCAGACCUGCAGUCAACAGUAUCUAUUGACCCGGUCACUGGCGUGGUUUUCGGCUCUGCGGUAUCUUUAGUUCAAUUCUCAGUUUCAGUUGUCUUUGCGCAAGAGCCUCGGCAAGCGGAAGAACACAACUUUAGAGCAAAUAACUGUUGUAGCGAUGAGCCCUGCGAAACAGUCAACGACUACAGUCUUGUUUGAAGUUUUCUUUUUCUUUUCCUUUUCUCUCUGAUUUUCUGUUUUAGUUUGGUCAAUUCGCGAAUACUAGCCAACUUCUGAGUUUCUUCCAACUGAAAUAUGUCCAGAUCUUCUGUUUGGCAACAGUUUUGCUUCUGUUCUGUCUACUUAUUGUUAUGAUAAGCUGCAUGGCUUGCAAGAACAGAGAUGCCGAGAACGUUCCUAAAAAGGAGGUAAAGCUGUAAAAACAACGUUGCAUUCGAUAAUCUAGUCAUUGGAGAUUUACUCGGUGGAAAAACGGAAACUGAGUGAUCAUCCAAAGCCUGCUAUCUUCAAUGCGAGAGCGGCUGGCAAGGUUUCGAAAGGAUUUCUCGAGCUCCGAAGUAAUGGUAGAGACCUUUUGCAGGCGUGCUCGAUGACGUCAUCGUCGUCAAUGAAUUCUUCAGCGAUCAGACGCGUCGACCUCGUCUCCACGCGGUCGCACGUCGACUCAGGCAUCGAUCCUGACACCGUUUCAGUCAAUUCCUCAGUCACUGACUAUCUUGUGUCCAUCGGCGUCAAUCCCAACCCGAUUCCUGCACGCCUCAAGUUAGUGUUUCCGAAUUUCUUCAUUUCAAGCUUUGAGUGAAUAUGGCCAAUAAAAAUGAAGUUCAAGACGAGUAUGUAUGUAAAGUUUUUCAUUUCAACUUUCAUGGCUUAGUUGCGGUCGCGCAAACCUUCACUCAGCGGGGAAUAAAAGUUUAAGUUUUAAAUAAAAUAAGGAACGAUUCAUACCAGGUAUCUGCGCCUAGGUAAAUCGAUUUUGCAAAUAACUCGUUUUCGAUUCACGUAAAUUCACUUGGUGACAUCUUGAAGUAAUAGGUGGAUCUUUCUAGAAAUUUCAGCAGUGUGCCAUGAAAAAUAUUAUUCUGAGAAAAAUUCAAAAAUUUAUCAAAUGUUACGUGGGAAAAAUUUUGUUGUCGAGAUUUUCAACUGUUAUGAAACUCGCCGUGGUGAACGGAGUGAUGAUUUUCAUAUAACUUUCACUUUCAAGCUCUUUUGUGAUUUCCAUAAUCUCAGGACAAACACGACAUACGACUCGUUGAACAACUCCAUCCUCAACGAGUACAUCUAUGCCAGGGUCGACGACGUCAUCCCACCUGGACCCAUCAAUCUGUCACGAACACUCGACAUGAUGGAUCCGCCACGUUCAACGGCAUGUUCCGCCUCGAGCUUCUCAUACGAUCUUUUUACAGUACUCGACGCAGCGUCCACACGCAGUUCCGAGUUUCCAGCCGCUGACAGAAAUCUUUUCGGAGAUAGCUGAAAUGCAGCGAGAAGAAAGACAGCGUCAGUACGUACAAGUCGAAAUUUGA